CAAUUUUUUGUAUGGUUAAAAUAUUAAAAAUAUGAAAGGUAAAAGAGAUAAAGUUGUUUUAGUUUUCGACGAGAAAGAUCGAAGAGAUUUUCUUACUGGUUUUCGUAAAAGGAAAAAUGUACGGAGGAAGAAAGCACAAGAAGAGAACAAAAAGAAAGAAGAGGAAAAAAGAAAGCAACUUAGAGAAGAGAAACGAGAAGCUUUGAGACAGCGCCUUGAAGAAUAUGAGAACCAACAAGAAGCAAAUGACAUGGAAGAUUUUCAAGAUUCAAUUCAACCACAGGAAAGUAUAACCCAUGACUUUGGGGAACACACAGUGACAGUUUCAACUAUCACUGAUGAAGAUAUGGGAAGAGACUAUAUAGCCACUGGCUUACCUGCAACACUGGACAAACCUAAAGAAACAGAUACUAAAAUCACCUCGGACAAUCAGAAACAAGCCACAAAAAAUAAAUUACUUCGAAAGAGACAGUUCCGCAAGAAAGCACAGAAACGAAAAAUCCAGGCAAUGGGUGACAAAAAGUCUUUCAAACAGAGACUAAAACAUGGAGCCAAACGAAAAUAAACAAACAUUGUAUUGGAAUCAGCAUAAGAAAGUGAUGGCUAAUUUGGCUAAUUUUCAGUUUCUUGAUGUAAUUAGUGCAACUAUGUUGUACAUUUAUGUAAAUAUACUUUCAUUUAAAAACCAUAAGAU
Molecule: messenger RNA, 694 nt
Organism: Dendronephthya gigantea
Lineage: Eukaryota; Metazoa; Cnidaria; Anthozoa; Malacalcyonacea; Nephtheidae
Product: nucleolar protein 12-like
Exons: 5
Coding region: 32-565 (177 amino acids)
Cellular component (GO): nucleolus
Molecular function (GO): RNA binding
Source: RefSeq, a predicted model, not a curated record